CGUCUACGAGCGAGACCUGGCUCUCUUAUCGUGAAGAGGAGAACGACACAAAUCUAGCCCUUCUCUGAUAAAUCCAUAUAUCAACGAUGCCUCUCCUCCACCUCUCGCGCUUGAUCUCUGCCGCAACAUCUCCGAUCGUGAAUCGGUUGGCUCGUUUUCUCCUUCCGUAGAUUUCCGUUUCUACUCGGUUUUGAACAGUAAAAUGGAACCGAUGGAUAUUGUUGGUAAAUCGAAAGAGGAUGCGUCGCUUCCGAAAGCGACCAUGACCAAAAUUAUUAAAGAGAUGUUACCCCCAGAUGUUCGUGUUGCAAGAGAUGCUCAAGAUCUUUUGAUAGAGUGUUGUGUAGAGUUUAUAAACCUUGUAUCAUCCGAGUCCAAUGAAGUAUGCAGUAGAGAGGAGAAGCGGACAAUUGCGCCUGAGCAUGUGGUCAAGGCUUUACAGAUUCUUGGGUUUGGUGAGUACAUUGAGGAGGUUUAUGCUGCAUACGAGCAACACAAGAUUGAGACUACGCAGGACUCUUUAAAAGGUGGUAAAUCGAGCAAUGGAGCAGUGAUGACGGAGGAAGAAGCAGUAGCAGAGCAGCAAAGGAUGUUUGCUGAGGCACGUGCAAGAAUGAAUGGAGGAUCUACUGCUCCUAAGCAACCAGAGACUGACGGUAGUUUAGAGAGCUAACCUUAGGAGCUUUUAUUUUAUUUAAACCAUAGGCACGCAUCCUUGACUCUUUCACUUUGUGCGUCUCUCUCUCUCUCUCUCUCUCUCUCUCUCUCUGUUCAUAUAGUGUACAAAAGUCAUUUAGCAAGUGCACUAGCCUACGUGGAUAUGCACUUGGAUUUGUACUUCAACUUAUGGAUCAUUUCUACAACUUAAAAUGUAAUUAGUGCAAGUUCGUCCAAA
This is a messenger RNA of Hevea brasiliensis (rubber tree), 895 nucleotides long. RefSeq names its product protein Dr1 homolog. Lineage: Eukaryota; Viridiplantae; Streptophyta; Magnoliopsida; Malpighiales; Euphorbiaceae. Gene Ontology annotation, molecular function: protein heterodimerization activity. The record is from RefSeq and is a predicted model, not a curated record. The transcript has 6 exons. Bases 203 to 673 code for a protein of 156 amino acids.